Gossypium raimondii (Peruvian cotton) is the source of this 1050-nucleotide messenger RNA. RefSeq lists its product as uncharacterized. The transcript is spliced from 3 exons. The record is from RefSeq and is a predicted model, not a curated record. Bases 1 to 1050 code for a protein of 349 amino acids. Lineage: Eukaryota; Viridiplantae; Streptophyta; Magnoliopsida; Malvales; Malvaceae.
AUGGAUCAUAAUUCAAAGCAAUUUUGUCCAGGAAGCCAUGUAAUGAUUUAUCUCCUUGUAGCUAUAGCUGUGUACGUUUUCGUAUGGUUCUCAAGCCCCUUUUUCGGGAAUUAUAAUGAAACCAACUCUUCACCCUCUAAUUUCCCUGGCAUUGGAGUAAAAGAUGAGCUUGAGUUAGCGUUAAGGGAAGCUUCAAUGCCGAACCGGACGGUCAUCAUUGCGGUGAUCAACAAAGCUUAUGUUGAAAGAAGUGUUAAUGAAGAGGCGACGAUGCUCGAUCUUUUCUUGGAAAGCUUUUGGGUAGGAGAAAAUACUAGGUCAUUACUCGAACAUUUGCUGCUCGUCGCCGUCGAUCAAACGGCUUACGAACGAUGUCAGUUUCGGCGGUUGCACUGUUACAGAUUGGUGACGGAAGGUGUGGAUUUUGCGGGAGAAAAGGUUUACAUGUCACAGGACUUUAUUAAUAUGAUGUGGAGACGAACUCUUUUUCUUUUGGAGAUCCUCAAGCGUGGCUAUAACUUCAUAUUUACGGACAUAGACGUAAUGUGGUUUAGGAAUCCAUUUCUACGACUGAGUCCUCUCAAAGAGGCUGAUCUAGAAAUCAGCGUCGAUACAUUCAACGACGACCCCCGACCGGAAAACAAAUAUAUCAACACAGGUUUCUAUUACAUAAGAUCCAACAGCAAAACCAUCUCGUUGUUCCACACAUGGUAUUCUCAGAAGAAUAACUCGACAGGAAAGAAAGAACAGGAUGUAUUGCAAGACCUAAACCGUGGUGGGCUGUUGCAGAAACUGGAUCUCAAAGUAAAGUUCUUGGAAACUAGGUAUUUUAGUGGCUUCUGUCAAGACAGUAAAGACAUCACGGCCGUAACCACCAUGCAUGCCAACUGUUGUCGUAAUUCAAAGGCAAAGUUCAGAGAUUUAACGACGGCGCUACGUGAUUGGAAACAGUUUAAAGCCGCCGUCUUUCAACAUCCUGAGAUUAUUGACAGGAUUGGUUUGGAUUUUAAAUGGACAGCACACACUGAAUGCUUGAAUUCUUGGCAAUGA